Molecule: messenger RNA, 1374 nt
Organism: Ylistrum balloti
Lineage: Eukaryota; Metazoa; Mollusca; Bivalvia; Pectinida; Pectinidae
Product: U4/U6.U5 small nuclear ribonucleoprotein 27 kDa protein-like
Exons: 7
Coding region: 101-595 (164 amino acids)
Biological process (GO): RNA splicing
Cellular component (GO): precatalytic spliceosome
Source: RefSeq, a predicted model, not a curated record
ACGGCCAAAAAAGAUAUUAUUCUACCCAGAUUCUGCCCGAUCCUGCCCGAUUCUGUAAAUCGUCUGACCCAAUCACAACAUCGUAGACGAAAUCAAGACGAUGCCGAGAAGUCGAUCCCGGUCACCGAGAAGAGAAAGAAGACAUUCAAGAGAAAGAAGACGUCGCCGCAAAAGUAGAUCAAGGUCAAGGUCACCAAGACGCAGGUCAAGAGAUCGGCACAGGUCAAGGUCACCGGCAUCUAGUUACAGACACAGGGAAAGGAAAAGCCGAGAACAUGUACCAGAGAGACAGAAAUUACAAGAAUUUGACCAGUACCACACCAAACCUCCAGUCGUGGAAUAUCUGUCUGAUCACGAGGUAUAUGAGAUAGAGGAUGAUGACGAUGACGUUGUUGUAGAACCACAAGAAAAUUCAUUUGUGAAAUCAGAGGCAGCCAUGAUGAAAGCCAUGGGCUUUGUUUCAUUUGAUUCAACAAAGGGUAAAAAGGUUGCAGGAAACGACAUAUAUGUGGCCAACACUGCCCGAAAACGUCGAUACAGACAAUACAUGAACAGACGUGGAGGAUUUAACCGUCCACUGGAUUUUAUUGCAUGAUGUCUGCUGACGUAUUCCUCAUAUAUCAAAACUUCAUUCCUGAAGAAGUCCGUGGCUAAAAAGAUGUAUGCAAGAUGGAAAACAUUGUGACUGUGGUGUGAUAUUUUGGUGCAGUGAUUACUUUAUGAUUAAAGUGGUCUCAUUACUUGAAAGAUACAGUCAGAUGGUAUCUCUUUUACUGGACUUACAGGAAACAUAUACAAAAGAUACAGUCAGAUGGUAUCUCUUUUACUGAACUUACAUGAAACAUUUACAAAAGAUACAGUCAGAUGGUAUCUCUUUUACUGGACUUCCAGGAAAUGCAAACAUAGAGGGAUGAUGAUCUUUUGAUUGAAACAUGUGUUUCUUAAAUAGGGAAUUCAAAUAAAAUGUAUAGUAUUUCUCAACUUUCACUGUGGAAAUUUAUUAGAUAAAAAACAUUGAUGACUUUUAUCGGUGGGAAAUUUCAUAAAAUACUGAUAGUGUUUCUUUCAUAUAAAUUCAGAUAAAUAUAAUGAUGGAAAACAUAUUUCUUCCAGUAGGAUUUUGGUAAACAAAAAAUAUGGAUGAUGUUUCUUUAAUUGAAGUAUAUUCAUUAGCAGUCAUGAUACUGAGGAAAAACUGAACAGACCGUUUUGAUUUAGACACGUAAAAAAAUUUGAAAGAUUGAUAUUUCAUAUACUCAUCUGAUGUAAGUCUGCACACCUCUUGUAUAAAGAAUAAGAUCUUACUUUGUAGAUUCCUAAAUUAUAUGACAUUCUGAGUUUAUAUUGCACCUCAAUAAAAUAUCACUUAUAGGA